Messenger RNA from Mercenaria mercenaria, 671 nucleotides. RefSeq lists its product as uncharacterized. Gene Ontology annotation, molecular function: DNA binding. Lineage: Eukaryota; Metazoa; Mollusca; Bivalvia; Venerida; Veneridae. Bases 11 to 640 code for a protein of 209 amino acids. The transcript has 3 exons. The record is from RefSeq and is a predicted model, not a curated record.
GACUGCAAUUAUGACACUCCUAUGCCUAUUUAAUGUAGCGGCAACUACAAAUAACAAAAUUCAUUCUUAUGUUACUAAAUGUAUAACACUUAUCAAAAUACAUUCUUUUGUUAUUAGAACUAUGUACCGAUCGUACAAUUUAGAAAACCUUCAACGGGCAGUGUCUGCUGUGAGAAGGAGACAGAUGGGAGUGAGAAGUGCUGCAACGGAGUUUAAUGUACCAAAGAGCACUCUACACGACCACGUAAAUAGAAAGGAGACUAAAGAUGUGAAACAGGAGCAGACAAAACUCUUAACGAUAGAAGAAGAGAACGCUCUGGUCCAGUUCAUUCAACAUCAAGCCAGACAGGGGUUUCCCAUGACACGCAGUAUGGUGAGGUGUUACGUGCGAGAAAUAGUGCGUAGAUCUGGCAGGGAAACUGCUAUGAAUUUAGAAUCAGGGCCAUCAGACAAGUGGUUUCGUGCCUUGAAGAAACGGCAUCCAGAGUUGUCAGAGAGAACACCUGAAUGUCUAGACAGAGCCAGAUGCCGUAUGUCUAAUCAGGAGACCAUGAAUGGGUGGUUCGAACUUUUGAGGAAUGUGUUGGAAACCAAUCAGUUAAAAGAAUCACAGGUAAUUUUCAAAAUUUUCAUACUGUAAGGUUCUUAUCAAUUAAUCUUGAGCUCAGGCG